CAUUCCUUACUGCGGUCCCACAGAGCAGGAGCAGGACAAAAACACCCCCUGCUCCCCCACCCAAGGAUUUUAUAUGAAAGUCUGUGUUCAGCGGCUUCUCUUUGCAGACUUCCAACGUUUGCAACACACACUUUAUCUGCUGCCUCUUGCAGCUUUCCGUUUGGGUUUAACUUUAAUUCGACUGUGCGGUUUCUGGACUUCCGACACGUUGAAAUGGAAUAUGAGGAGCUCCCUGGAGAGAGGCUAUCAAGAUUUUGAGUAAUUCCUCGGGUAGCUGCUCCUCCCUUGAAUAAAGAUGAAGCCCCCCGCCGUCUGCGUCCUCCACACUGUGCUGGUGCUGAUGAUCUUGCCCCCUGUUGCCUCGGUCCCCUGCCCCCGACCCUGCUCCUGCCCCCAGCCCUCUGAGCUCCACUGCACCUUCCGCUCCCUCACCACCAUCCCAGCUGCUGUGUCCAGAGACGUGGAGCGCAUGAACCUGGGGUUCAACAGCAUCAAUAAGAUUACUGACAAGUCGCUGGCUGGUCUGAGGAAGCUGGAGCUUCUGAUGGUGCAUGGGAACGACAUCCACAGUCUCCCCAAGGGAGUGUUCAAGGAUCUUACUUCAUUGCAGAUGUUGAAGAUGAGCUACAACAAAUUGAAGGAGAUCAACAGAAACACCCUUCAGGGACUCUGGGCCUUGGCCAGGUUGCACCUGGACCACAACCGAUUGGAGUUCAUCCACCCAGACGCCUUCCAGGGCCUCACCUCCCUGCGGCUGCUACAGCUGGAAGGCAACCAGCUCCAGCAGCUGCACCCAGCCACCUUCACCACCUUCACCCUUAUGGGCCACUUUCACUUCUCCACUCUGAGGCACCUCUAUCUGUCGGACAACAGGCUGACAUCGUUGCCCUCUGCGCUAGUGGAAACCAUGCAACAGCUAGAGAACUUGUACCUCCAUGGGAACCCGUGGAUAUGUGACUGCAACAUGAGGUGGCUCCAUGACUGGGAUAAAACAUCCCCAGGUGUCUUGAAAUGUAAAAAGGACAAGACCCUUUCAGGUGGCCAGCUGUGUCCUAUGUGCUCCUCCCCCAGGCACCUUCAGAGGAAAGAGCUUCAGCCAUUGGAGAAACUGGUCUGUAGCGGCCCCGUCAUCCGUUCUCCUCAUAGGACCUCGCCACCCGAGGACGUAGAGAGUGAGGUCAUGACUAUGGAGGACUUCAGGGAACCGUUUGGGAACAUCUCCCUGGGCCUGUCAGACGAACAUGGGAAUGAGGUGGAUCUGGAGUGUGGUAUUGGUGAGCCAAAAGUUCUUACCAAGAUCAACUGGGAGAAGUUCAACCAGCUCCAGGUGGCAUCCAACAUAACUGUAACUGUGGAUCUUGAGUGCCCUGUUGAUAGAGAUAGAUAUGAGCAACUGUGGAGGCUUAUUGCAUACUACAGUAGUGUGCCAGCCCACCUACAACGGGGGAUUAUAGUCAGAAAUGAGCCUCAUCCAAUCCAUGUUUACAGACAGGACUAUGAGAAGGAUGCCCAGUACUACACCGGUGUUAAAGUAAAUAUGAUGGCCCAGCCGGCCUGGCUGAUGCAGACAUCUGCAAACCUUCAGCUAAACCGACUUGAGUCAUCAGCCAAGAUGGUCAAAUUGAUCCUGUGCACGGACUUCUCAGAGACGCUUGAGACAGAGCUUGUGCGGCGACAGAAGAGGACAUGGGUCAUGAUUGAGUCAAUAAACACGACUAGCAAAGUGUUCAGCGCUAUCCUGGGAAAUCCGAGUCAAAUGUACUGCAACGUGCACAGUUCUGGCCAACCAGUCCUCCACUGGAUUCUGCCAGAUGGCUCGAAGGUGGAGGCAUCAUCGAGCACUCCAGACAACAGGGUGACUCUGUCCAGUGAUGGCAGGCUGCUCAUUAAAGCCGUCAUCCAUGCAGACACUGGAAUUUACUACUGUAUUGCCAGGGUUCAUGGAGACCUUGCUGUCAUGCCAUUCCAUCUGACAGUGCAGGAAUCCUCUAGCCCUCCCCCAGGGCAAGACGCCUUAGUUACUCCUAUCGAGGGCUUUGCAGGUGAUCCCAUUUCUGUACCUUGCACGGCAUCGGGUUCUCCUGAUGCUGAAAUUAAUUGGAUUCUACCAAACAGCAACAUAGUUAGUUUCCAGGCUAACUCCUCAAGAGCUGUGGUCUAUUCCAAUGGCACUCUACAUAUCUCACAAACCCAGCUAUUGGACAGUGGUCAUUAUAAAUGCAUCGCCAUUAAUCAACACGGUGUGGAUACACUGGCUACUAAGAUCAUUUUUGUUCGCCGCAAAGGGCUCAUAAGGCCAUUUAGGAGGUUUCCAAUAAGACCCCAGUCAGUGUCGGGUGUGAACACUCAGAUUAAAGUUCCCACAGAGGAUUCAGAGGAUGCAUCAGGGGACAUUGAGAUUACUCAAGUGGGGGGUCCAAUGAGCCGCUUAGAUCCUUUAAGUAAGAGAAUGCCAGUAGGUUUGGCCCCUGGCAGAAGGGGCGUCCAUCCAUCGAGGAAAAUGUGGCAUAGGCCACCGGUGCUUCGAAAACCAACAGAAUCACAAGUUAAAGACAGGAAGAACGUGGGUGAGGGCAGAAGGAAGACUAAUUUGUCAAAAAGUAAAAUUGAUCCAGAGAAAUGGGCUGAUAUUUUGGCUAAGAUUAGGGAUCGGAGUGUUCAGAAUACCGUGACAGCCCUCCCAGUUCAGCAUACAACAGAGGGGAGACAGACAGAGAAGUCAACACAGUCAAAUGUUACUAUUGAGACCUCUUCAGAGAGCACAACUGUGCGGGGCCAGGAUUACUUUACUACACCACUCAGUCCAACACAAUAUCCAAGCAGGAAAACGAAUGAACAUAAUACAGAAGAUCAAACCAAAUACGUGGCAUCUAACAGCUACACCACACGGGAUAUGAUAUCAAACAGUCAGUACACACACAGCACACAGGAUGCAGUUGAGCCACACACAGCACAGACUACAUACAGUGUACAGCAUACAGCCCAACACACAACUUCAAACAGUGUAUUUUUCCUCCCACAGCAGACCACAUCUGUUUCCCUACACAAUGUCACUUUCUGGCAGGCCAACACAAACAUUGCAAGCAGCAGCACUACAUUUUCUCUAAAAGAAACCCAAAGCACAACUACAGAUGUUGUUGGAGUCAAAACAGCUGAUGCAUCCAAGGGAUUGGAGAGGAGUGAGAAUAUGGGCCGACCGAAUGUUGAUGCCAGCUCUGUUAAUGAUGGAGAACUCUUUGCAAGGGGAAGUGAAGUUAUCCCUUCAGUCAACCCAAAUGAAUCAGAAACAAGCCAAGAGGAAAAUGGAAAAUAUUUGACUGUGGCUGCCACAAUAACGCAGUCACAUUCUCCUCCAAAGGAGCGAACAUUUGAUGAUUUGCAAUCUCAAGCAAUGCUCACACAAGUAACUCCAACAACUACUCUGGCACCGACCCAUACAAGAAGGAGAGGGUCUGAAGGACAAUUUCCCCCACGCAUAGGAAAGCCUAGCUCCAGUAGAAGGAAUGGGGGUCGUCGGAGAAAGCCCAACAGAAGGAAACAAAAGCUGAUUGAACCGACCCGUUUUUUUAUCACCACACCUACAAACCCUGCCCUAGAAACAGUCAGGACCACUGGCUCCACACAGCUAAAAAUAGACCCUUUAGAAGUUAAAACAGCCAAUUUCAAUAGCACUCUUCCAUUCAGUGGCAGCCAAGCAGCGUCAUCAGGCACACUGAGUCAUGAAGAAAGCACAGUCUUAGGGCAUGACAACCAGGCAGCAGUAAAACUCUCCCCCCUACCAGCUUCUCCCUCUGAAACAAAUGACAGCCAUCAGCCCCGUGCCAAACCACUAUUAAAAAGCACAUCAGCGGCACCAUCGUUUCCAACCGCCUCUCCAGAACUGGGUCACGCACAGACAAGUUCUCAAACAGCCCUGAGAAUCUCAGAAAGGGCCUCUCCUCCAGAGCUCUUGAAUAUGUCCACAGCAGACACUCAGCAGAGGUUCACAGGCAGCCCUCUUCCACCUGUUAAACCCUCAGAGGAGACACAACAUGCUAGCAAUACAGGACACCUUGGACCUGUGCCACACUUUGGGGAUUUUCACACUCUAACACAAGUGCUAACAGAUGUUGGGCAGAAUGAAUCAGACUAUCAAUACAAGCCCACGGAAAAAGGUGAAAGAAUGCUUUUGAAAGAGACUGACAUUAAUGUUUCCCUGCUGACUUCCCCAGCUGCUUCAUUGAUGGAGCAUGAAAUCAAGACAACCUCAGGAAACACUCCAAGUGGUUUGAUUACGACACUGAGCGUGCCCCUUGAAGGUGAAACGGACACAGAAGAGAUUACAACAAAGAAACCUUCUCAACCCAAAAGAGCUCAUUAUAAUAUGAGUACAAUGAAAGCCACUAGCAGUAAGUCAGCAGUAGAUCAUCUUAACAAUGCUGAGAGCACAGGAAAUAACUCUGAUGCUAGUUUUACAAGUAUCGUCAUAACAACAACUGUCGCUACUACAUCAUCAAGGCUUGAUGCUGUGAUCCCAUCUCGAGCGGCAAUUGAUGUCACACUGCCCAAAACUUCUUCCACAGAAACCAAAAGAGGGCCUCCAUUUAGGGCCACCACUCAGGAGCCUCCCACGGUCAACAUCACACCAGAUAACCACGGCCAAGAACAACAAACCCAACCCAUCAUCCCAUCGGAGGACAGGAGAACAUCAGACUUUGGUCCUGCAACUCAGUCAACUGACCACCAGCUGGUUCUUUUCACGAGUUCACAUCCAACUUCACCGGGCCUAAACCGGACCCUUGCCCCAACAACAGAUCCCCUCAUAGACGGACUUCCAACAACCAUUCAGGAUGUAUCCAAAGAGCAACAGCUACCUGGAACAGGAUCUAUUCCGAGAGGCAAACCAAGAAUAACUGAGAGCAAUCCCCGGACUUUCACAGUGGACGCUGAAGCAGAUGCUCAGCUUCCCUGCAGGGCCGAGGGGGAGCCGAUGCCCUUUCUGUCAUGGACCAAAGUGGCCACUGGGGCAAGUAUUGCUCAGAACACCAGAGUCCAGAGGUUUGAGGUACAUCCAAAUGGUUCAUUAAUCAUCAGAAACACACAGCCCUUGGACGGGGGCCAGUACCUUUGUACUGUCCAGAACCAGUACGGCACAGACAACAUGGUGGUCACCCUUGUGGUUUUUUCUCGUCAUCCGCGGGUCCUCCAGCCUCGGCACAAAGACGUCCCUGUGCACCUUGGUGACAAAGUCAAGUUGGAGUGUAAAGUGGAAGGACACCCUCCGCCUCAAAUCACAUGGGUGCUGCCUAACCAUGUCCACAUAGCUGCUCCCCCACUUGGAGUGACCCCUCAGCAGCAUGUGGUCGUUUUUAGUAACGGAACACUCCAGAUCAGCCGGGUCACUAACGCAGACGGAGGGAUUUAUAAGUGCAUUGGCAGCAGCGCAGCUGGGGCCGACUCGGUCUCAGUGCGCCUUUACGUGUCAGUGUUGCCGCCUGUGAUUCAGCAGGCCCAGUAUGAGAACACCACCCUCCCAGAGGGCAGCUCCGCUUACAUCCACUGUACUGCCACAGGGGCCCCUCAGCCAGUCAUCAAAUGGAUCACACCAGAUGGCGCUCAUCUCACUGCUUCUCAGUUUGUUAGUGGGCGCAACCUAUUAGUCUAUCCCAAUGGGACCCUGCUCAUACAGAGAUUGGGCCUGGGAAAUGCUGGGAGAUAUACGUGUUCAGUCACUAAUGCAGUGGCAUCCAGCACAAGAACAGUAAUCUUAACCACAAGGACAAAUCCCAACUAUGCCAAGGCCAGUAUCACCUUGUCGUCUCCCCAGAGAACAGAUGUGAUAUACGGGGGGAGGCUGCUGCUCGACUGCGUGGCAGCAGGAGGACCGGAGCCCCGAAUCAUCUGGAGGACACCAUACAAGAAGCUGGUGGAUGCUCAGUACAGUUUUGACCCCAGGAUAAAAGUGUUCCCCAAUGGCACGAUUACCGUUCAUUCUGUGACCGACCAGGACAGUGGUGACUACCUGUGUGUGGCGCGUAACAAGAUGGGAGAUGACUAUGUUCUGCUGCGGGUCAACGUGCUGACCAGACCGGCGAAGAUCGAGCAGAAGCAGCAGAGAUCUAAUCAGGAGGUGGUGUAUGGUGGGGAUCUAAAGGUGGACUGUGUGGCAUCUGGUCUCCCCAACCCAGAGAUCAGCUGGGCACUGCCAGACGGCAGCAUGGUCAACCCGGUCAAACAAAGAGAUAGUGUCAGCGGAGGACGCAGUCGCAGGUAUGUGGUGUUUGACAACGGAACACUGUACUUCAACCAUGUCGGCAUGCCAGAAGAAGGUGAUUACACCUGCUACGCCGAGAACCAACUUGGCAAGGAUGAGAUGAAAGUUAGAGUCAAAGUCAAGGCUGCAACUGCCCCGCCACAAAUCCAGGAUAAGGACAAAAAGUUGAUCCGAGUUUUCUAUGGUGAGACCAUCACACUGAGAUGCAAUUCCAAAGGGGAACCAAUGCCGACCAUCACAUGGAUAUCGCCUACAAAUAGAGUGAUCUCCCCAGCAUUAGACAAAUACCAGGUGCUGGAUGAUGGGACUUUGGUGGUUCAAAAGGUCCAGCGUUUUGAUGGCGGUAACUACACCUGCGUGUCCAGGAACAAUGCAGGGCAAGACCAUAAAGUUAUUAGGCUUGACGUGCUAGUAACAUCUCCAAUAAUCAACGGCAUGAAAGGAACUGUCAAUUCCGUCAAGGUGGCUGCUGUCCAGGAUCAGCGGAAGCUGUUGGACUGUGUGGCAAAGGGAACUCCCACCCCUCGCAUCAUGUGGCUACUACCAGGAAACGUGAUCCUACCUGCACCAUACCACAGCAACAGAAUGGAGGUUCAUCAAAAUGGUACCUUGGAGAUUCGGUCAGCCAAGAGGACGGACUCGGGGCAGCUGGCUUGUAUCGCUCGUAAUGAGGGAGGAGAGGUCAAGCUGGUGGUCAACUUGGAUGUAAAAGAGGUUGUUGGGAAACCCCAAAUUAGAGGUCCACAGUCAGAUAGCCUAUCACUGACUUUGGGGAAUAUAAUGACUUUGAAUUGCUCUUUUGAGGGCUCAUCACUUCCUCAUCUGACUUGGAUCCUACCCAGCGGCACACUGUUGCAAAGUGGUGCUCGGUUGUCUAAGUUUUUCCACAAGCCCGAUGGCUCUUUGAUCAUCAGCAACCCGUCUAUUGCUGAAACUGGUAUGUAUCGAUGUCUUGGACGAAAUUCUCGAGGGCUUGUGGAGCGUACGAUCACUUUGUCCCCAGGGAGGAAGCCAGAGAUCAGCAACAGAUAUAACUCUCCCGUAAGCGUUGUGAACGGGGAAAGACUUUUGCUUCAUUGCAUUACCAGCAGCGAACCUCUUAGACUAACAUGGACCAUACCCAGUGGGGUGGUCCUCGACAGGCCACAGAGAGCUGGACGAUAUGCCGUACUACCUAAUGGGACACUUGCAAUCCAGCAAGUAUCAGUUUAUGAUAGGGGUUCCUAUAUGUGCAGAGCGGCAAACGAGUACGGCAGCUCUCAGCUUUCUGCAUCAGUAAUUGUGAUUGCAUACCCACCUAGAAUUACUAACGGCCCUCCUGCUGUGACCUACGCAAAACUUGGAGUUGCUGUCCAGUUAAACUGCAUAGCAACUGGGAACCCGAGGGUGGAGGUAGCAUGGGAAACCCCAAAUAAAACCCGCCUGGCUGUCAGUGCGCAGCCCCGCCUUUUUGGGAACAAGUACCUUCAUCCACAAGGUUCCCUCAUCAUCCAGAACCCGACACAAAGAGAUGCCGGUGUCUAUCGAUGCACAGCUCGGAAUGCCAUAGGCACAGACUCUAAAGCCACCAUUCUCCAAGUGUAUUGAAGAAUGUCACUUCAUAUUAGUCCUUUGCCCUACUGUAUGCCCGAGCAACUGCCAAGGUAAAAAAUGUAUUGAUCAUAAUGUUGUAAAAACUGCUGUCACAACAAUGAAAUAUCGAGAUUGAUUAAAAGCUGCAGGGCUGUUUAGAGGCAAAAAGUAUUUUGCCGCUCCACUGCUUACCCAUUACAUACAUUUCUAGAAAAUCCCUAUAAAUGGGAAUUAUACAGGGCCUUCCAUUUUGAGCAACGCUUGCUUAAUUAAUAAAUGCCAAUCAGGUAGGGAAGCAGACUAUGAUGUUUUUGCAUUGCAUAAUCUUUACAGUGCUCAUUGCUCAUGGACAGUUGCUGUUGUUCUCAUUUAUUUUGGAUACCAGUGGUACCGUGAAGACUACUGCUAUUCUGUCCACAGUAGUACUACAACUAAUCUAUGUUAUUAUGAAAUGGAAAAACACUGCAUGAUAUUAAAUAAAUAUAAUUUAUAAUUUUAGACAGCUCAUCUGUUUGUGUUUCCUGGAGAAGACACUGAUCCAUUGAUCCUCUCUGACCAAAGACUCUCCUCAGCUGUAGAAGUACCUUGACGUUGAUCAGUAUAAUUUCUUCUAAAAUUGAGAUGAGAGUUGCGUAACGUAUAACUAAUUUUCAUGGAAAUAUAGUUUAACAUCAUUACAGAAUUUAUUGUAGGUAUGCAUAAAGUUGCUAAUACGACUUCUACAUAUUUUUCACUCCAAAAACAUCAGUUUAUUAUCCUAUACUCUUCAUAAAUGUCCAUCUCAAGUUGUUUCUGGGUUUCCAUAACUGCACAUAUUUCAAUAACUGAUUGUCUUUUGCUUUUGUCAGCAGUAUGCACCUUUUUUUAUCUACUUGUAGAAAUUGCUGAUCAAGGUUCUAAGUCACAAGUUGUAAAUUAUUUGUUUCUAAUAGACUGUGGUGCAUAGCUAUUUUCCUAAAUGUUAAUAAACUUUUUCUACAAUGCUCGGAGGAAAAAAAAUGUUUUAUUGCUGAAUAAGGGAAAGCAAAAGAUUGGAAAAUGAUGACUCAAGAAUGUUUGCCACUGCAUGCAUAACUGAUAACGGUUUUGGAAUUAACUUUGAAACCAAUGAAUUCACAAUUAAAGUUUCACAAAACACACAGAA
Molecule: messenger RNA, 8969 nt
Organism: Gasterosteus aculeatus aculeatus (three-spined stickleback)
Lineage: Eukaryota; Metazoa; Chordata; Actinopteri; Perciformes; Gasterosteidae
Gene: mxra5a
Product: matrix-remodelling associated 5a
Molecular function (GO): protein binding
Source: RefSeq, a predicted model, not a curated record